Molecule: messenger RNA, 855 nt
Organism: Vombatus ursinus (common wombat)
Lineage: Eukaryota; Metazoa; Chordata; Mammalia; Diprotodontia; Vombatidae
Gene: HSPB6
Product: heat shock protein family B (small) member 6
Exons: 3
Coding region: 17-547 (176 amino acids)
Biological process (GO): protein refolding; response to heat
Molecular function (GO): protein folding chaperone; structural constituent of eye lens
Source: RefSeq, a predicted model, not a curated record
GCUGCCCAGCCUGACCAUGGAGAUCCCCGUGCCCAUCCAGCCAUCCUGGCUGCGCCGCCCGGCCCCCCUAGCAUUCCCCAGCCUGACCACCCCUACCAGGCUCUUCGACCAGCGCUUUGGGGAGGGUCUGCUGGAGGCCGAGCUGGCUGCCCUCUGCCCCCAGGCUCUAGCCCCCUACUACCUUCGGGCACCUAGCGUGGCCCUUCGGGCUGAUCCUGGCCCUGGAGAGGUGGCCCGGGCCAAGGGGGAGUUCUCCGUGUUACUGGACGUGAAGCACUUCUCCCCGGAGGAGAUCAGUGUCAAGGUGGUGGGGGAGCAUGUGGAAGUGCACGCCCGCCACGAGGAACGUCCGGAUGAGCAUGGCUUCAUCUCUCGGGAGUUUCACCGCCGCUAUCGCCUACCAGAGGGUGUGGACCCUGCAGCAGUGACCUCAGCCCUGUCUCCUGAGGGGAUCCUGUCUAUCCAAGCCCCGGCCACCACCCCUGGCACUCAGGCUGCUGAGCGCAAGGUGCCCAUUGCCCAGGGGGCAGUGCCCGGGGCUCAGUAGGCACUUAGAAGCUGCCACAUUCUGACCCUGCUCCCACCCAUCCCUGACCCCCCUCUCUCCUGCCUCUCCCUCCUUAUUCCCCCCACACCCCCCCAGUCCUAAACACUAGCCCUUCUUGCCCAUGGACAGGUGCAGCCUCUGUCCUUCUCAUACCCAAGCUGGGACUUCCCUUCCCCCUCUCCCAGCCCCACCCUUGUCCUUUUGUACAGUCCCAGCUUUGCUCUUCCCAAUAACACCCCCCUCACCCCCAUGCCACACACUCUGGAAAGGCCCUGCCUCCAGGACCCAAUAAAUGCACCGGGCCUCUC